Messenger RNA from Triticum urartu, 1899 nucleotides. RefSeq lists its product as uncharacterized. The record is from RefSeq and is a predicted model, not a curated record. Lineage: Eukaryota; Viridiplantae; Streptophyta; Magnoliopsida; Poales; Poaceae.
CUGCCCUCUCUGCUGCUUCCGGCUUGCACUUCGGUACAGCUAGCACUGGUGCUGCUGCUACAGGACAAGAGCAAUGGCUGGAGGGCCUAUAGACUUCUGGAAUGCGUGGGCGGUUCAGAGCCUGGUGCUGACGAGCCUAACUCUGCAGGUUGCCCUCGUCCUGUUAGCGGGGAUCCGGCGGCGUGGCACAUCCUGGCGUACGUUCAGGUUCAUGCUCUGGCUGGCGUACCAGCUCGCCGACGCCACCGCGAUAUAUGCUCUCGGCCACCUCUCAUUCGACGGUGCCACACCCCGCGAGCAUCGCCUGGUUGCGUUCUGGGCGCCGUUUCUCUUGCUGCACCUUGGCGGCCCGGACAACAUCACCGCCUACUCGCUCGAAGACAACAUGUUGUGGCUGCGACACCUACUUAAUCUCGGUUUGCAGGUGCUGGGAGCUUCCUACGUCCUCUACAAGCAUUACAUCGGCACUCAAGACAUGCUCCUUCUCGCCGCCAUCUUGAUGUUCGUCGUCGGUGUUGUCAAAUAUGGCGAGAGGACAUGGGCGCUCAGGUGCGGCAACAUGGACAUCAUCCGGGGCUCCCUCAAGAAGAAACCACCUUCCAGAUGUGACCUUCUUUACCUUGAGUAUGAGCUCCCACAAGGUGGAUGCAAGGGUAGUGUCGAUGAAGAAGAAUUCCUCAUGUGGCAUGCUCAUUCCCUGUUUCAGUUCUGCAAGCGCGCAAUAGUUGAAUCGUCAGAGGACAGGGACCCGGCCAACCCUGAAAUCAAAGUUCUUCACCACCUCACACAUGAACAGUGGUAUGUGGUGAUGGAGUUGGAGCUGUCACUGCUCUACGACAUCCUGUACACAAAGGCAGGCGUGGUGCACACCUCAUUUGGUUACUGUGUCUGUAUUGCCUCACCAGCCGCUGCUGCAGCAGCGCUGUUGUUCUUCCAGUUCAGUGGCAAAGAUGGUAACAGCAGAGUAGAUGUUGCUAUCACCUACAUCUUACUGGGUGGUGCGUUACUCCUGGAGAUAAGAUCCCUGCUGAGUGCACUUGGGUCUAGUUGGACACUCCCCUUCCUGUGUGCCACAAGAUGGAAUUUCCUGAAACAUGCAUUUCUCUGCAGGGGGAGAUGGGAUCGGCUUCGCCGUUGGAUAGUAUCUCUUCACCGGCUCAUAAAGGUCAUGAGAGUUAGUGGGUGCUUGAGGCCGGCAAGGAGGUGGUCAGGUACUGUGGGGCAAUAUAACAUGUUGCAUUUGUGCAGCCGUCCCAGCAAAAGGAACAGUCCUCUGCCCGGUAGAUUUGCCAUGAUGCUGGGAUUCGAGGAGUGGUGGAACAGGGAGCAUCACUCACAGACCGCCAGGAUUUCAGAGUACCUGAAGGAGAAAUUGAGGCACUACAUUCAUAAAUUAGUCAGGAAUGGCGAAGUGAGCACCCAAGGCAUUGUCAGGAAAAAAUGGGGUGAGUAUGCAAUCCAGUCGAAAUGUAGGAAGCUGUACAAAAAGCUCACAGGCAACCUGCUAGGCGUUGAGUUCCAAGAGGGCAUCAUUAUCUGGCACAUCGCCACCGACCUCUACCUCCUCAACGACAAGCACACUGGGUUGGGAACCAUGGAAGGCCAAGCAUUGUAUGAGCCGGUGAGGGUGUUGUCCAACUACAUGAUGUUCCUCCUGGUGGAACGUCCCUACAUGUUACCAGGCCUUGCCCAGAGCAGAUUGUACCGGCGGACCUGUGAGAAUCUAGUCAAAAUAUGGGGCCAAGAAGGCCAAACGCACCCAGCCCCCAGCUGGCGCGACAUGUUCCGCCUUCGUGAUGGGCCCAAUUCCCGCUCUAGUCUCCAACGGAGAAAGAAGCUCGCCGACAUGGUACAAGAAAAGAAACCAAAUAGUUGUAAUUAAGGGCACCCAGCGCGCAA